AGAUUCACCUAUCCCGAACCAGACGGUAAGUCAUCUCGUCCGUAACAAAUCAAAAGUGCCCUGUUCCCUUCCAUCUUCUCCUUUCACUAUCCCCAUCACACACGCGCGCAACACACACACACGCACCAUACACACUGGGCUAGUGACUAGCAGACGCAAAAGGAGAGCUUGUUUCUUUUUCUGCUUCUUCUUGUUCCUAUUUCCUGAUUCGUCCCGCCCUGGCCCGCCAUCCGCCAUCCGCCUUCUCCUCAGGUUUCACAGCGCC
Molecule: messenger RNA, 265 nt
Organism: Trichoderma harzianum CBS 226.95
Lineage: Eukaryota; Fungi; Ascomycota; Sordariomycetes; Hypocreales; Hypocreaceae
Exons: 1
Source: RefSeq, a predicted model, not a curated record